Molecule: messenger RNA, 1980 nt
Organism: Ectocarpus siliculosus
Lineage: Eukaryota; Phaeophyceae; Ectocarpales; Ectocarpaceae
Source: the annotation of a GenBank genome assembly
AUGGUGAUGUCCUCCUCUAGAGUCGUUUCGCUCAAUUCUUCAGUCGCAAGUACCGCCUCUAGGGUGAGGAAGCGACGACCGUCGGUGCUGGGUGGCGGCUUCUCUACGGCCGGAUCAUGUGCAUCAUCGUCCCCAAAAAGCAUCCAAGGUUCCUGGAUCGAGGACGACACAGACCCGAAGGCUGGACCCUGCUGGCAGCAGCGAGAUGCCGGUCGUGUGGGCCACCCUGCAAUAAGGAGAGGAUCAAGAUCAGACGGCCACGACGACGACGACGACGACGACCGCGACGAAGAGGAGGAGGAGGACCACGACAACAAUACCGAAAGCACCGAGAUCACUGUGGUCGGGUGGGGAGAUCGCAGCAGCAGACGUAACUCGUCACGGCGUGCCUCUCGAGAAGAGACGGCAGAAUGGAACGAUGGCCGACCGCGAAGGUUGUCUAGCAAGGGCGUGGUGCUUGCUACAGCUACCGCCACUGCGAACUCGCAGCAGCGACAGCAGCAGCAGUAUGACGGCACAGCAAACGAGACCCACCAAGUGGAAGCUGGUGUGCGCAACAAAGACAAAACUCUCGGAGGAGCGGCAACCAGCAUCGGGACUGCCAUUGCGUACGUCGGCAGCGGCAGUGACGACGGAUCGGGGGUGUCGAUCAGUGUGGAGCGCGCCACUGAAAUCGCCACAAUCCCGACGAUCACGCCUCCCCCCUUCCAGGGAGGGCAACAAGCCGCCGCCGCCGCCGCAACAAGCAUACCCAGCGUCGCACAACCGUCUCCCGCUGGUGAAACACCCGAAAUCGGAACCCAAUCACCGGCGUCACAGUCAGCGGGGGAGGGGGCAUCAGCCAAGUCUGGAAUGACGCCGACCAGGAUGGGUCUGGCCGCAUCGGCGCCGAACCUGCCAACCCUCGGCUCGAUGAACAACGAAAGCGAUCAACAUAGCAGCAGAAGCGGCUCUCGAUUUCCGCAGGUGUUGCCACGGCAACGGUGGUGUCAGGAAGGGCGGGGUGCUUCUGUGAGACACCGGGCAGGGCUUGCGGUCGCGGCGGGAGGAGGGCUGGGGGGAUGCGGCGUCCUCCCGGACGGAGGGGGGCAAAAAGUGUUCCACAACUUCGUGUUCCGCCGCAACAAGCGCCGCAAAGACCGGAAACCGUUGCGCGCCACCCUGGCGUCUCUCGACGACAACGCAACGGACUACCAAGCGGCGUAUUCGGCGGGAGGCACGAGAGGAAGAAGGGCUGCGGGUUGGAGACCCGAGCGCCCGGGGCAGAUGAAUCGAACGUGCCCGCCCCCGCGGACGCCGAGCGACGCCUUCUCCGUCGUAAGCUUCAGUUCUUCUGGUUCCGCUCUCUCUCCCCGUUCUUCGCCGCCGGCGAAUGGCCAGCGGGCCGGCGGUGGCACGUGCUCCAGCGGUGUAGGGAGGAGGCCUGUGAAGUGCCAGAGGUGCGGGUCGGGCAGGGUGAAACUCUUUGCGACGACGGUUGUAUCAGCCCGCCGCUCGCCGACCCACCUUCUUCGUCAACCGCCUAGGGGUGCCAGCAGCGACAGUUAUUGUGCAAGGGCCGGACAUACGCGGGAGAACGCUGGCGGCGGCGGUAGUCGAAACGGCGGCACCCCGAGUUAUAGCGUUGCCGGUAGUGGUAGUAGCACGAGCUGCACAGAUCGGCUUCGGUUAGCACCGGUGAGCAAUCGCCACACGCAGCGGGGAAACGCCCGUAAGGUUACGUCGAUGUUGUCUCCACGGCGCAAGAACCUCGCGGGGUUGAGCGACACCGGCCGAAUCAGCACGGGAGGGGUAUCACUUGCGGAGCUCCGCGGAGGCGAGAGGAACGCGGCGAACCGUCCGCGCGGGUUGAUGGAUGGUGCGGCGGUGGUGGGCAGCAGGAAGGCAUCGGUCAGACCACCGCCCGGCGGCGGUAUCAUCAUCCCAGCACCGAAACCACACCUCAGGACGCCGGUCUCGAGCGGAGGAUCAGGGCUCUGA